ACCCCACCUCGCCCUGCAACGAAUGUUCUCCUGCUGCCCCGGCAGCCUGCACUUUGCACACGCUUGUCUCCAGCACAGCCCCCAGCCCCUCGCCUGCCUUCCUCUGAGCCCUUCCCAAAGAUUCCUGGGUGCUGCCUGCUGUGCAGUCAGUGGCCCAGUUCUAGCAGCCCGGCUGGCACGUGGCACUGCCUCCCCCCUCUCCGGUUAGCUCCAGCUCAGCCCUGAGCCCCAUGCUGAGAAAUGUCUGAGUGUGGUCGGUGGGUCCCCUCUGCCCGGGGCUGGGUCCUGAGCAGCUGGCUUCUGGUAGGAAGCCGGGCAAGGUGCCUCCCCAACCCUUGGAGGUCAGCAGCCUGGCUGGGCUGGGCUGGGCAGGCCAAGUGCCCCUUCUCUCCCCUCAGGGUCAGCUGGCCCAGGCAGGGGCUAUGCUGGAGAGGCAGGUGGGCUGUGACUGGACUGGCUGGGAGCUGGCUUCCUGGCCGGGAGAGCCUCAGCCUUCCUCUGAAAGCAUCCCCUCUCUGGGCAAGGGAGAGGUGGGGUCCUCCCAGCAGGGAGCAGCCUCGCCUCCCCACCCCACCCCCACCAAAUCCUCUACUCUCAGCCCCCCACCCCACCUCAUCCUCGUUCAUUUGCUUGAAGGUGGGUUCCGGCUGCCAGCCAGUUCCCGGACAGACUCCCCUGCCACUCUUCAACCUCACUUAUUUUGCGUAAACCCAGCAGGCUGGCGUUUACUUAGCCCAAUACUUUUUCCCUUUUCUUUCCUCUUUUUUUUUUUUUCCCCUUCCUUCCAUUCUUUUCUUUUUUUUAAGAGUUCACCGUUUGGUAUUUUCUCCUCCCCCAGGCGAGGGAGUGGUUCUGUUCUCUCCCUACCCACUGGCUGGGUCCCAGCAGGGCUGGGGAGCUGGGUGGGGUGCCAGUGGGGGUGGAGGGACCCUCCCCAGGCUGGGAGGGGUCCUUGCCCUUCUGCCCCACUGGCAAGAAUUAGAGUCUCGGUCUUGGAACCUCCUGGCAUUGGGACCAGAGCAUGUCUAGGAUUUUUGUUGUCGUUUUUAAUUACCUAACGCUUUUAGAAAGUGAAUGUUAGAAGGUGCCUCCUGAGAUAGGACGGAGCAUUUGCUCUGGCUGGAGAAGGCUCUGGUCAGCUCGGCCAGUCCCUUCCUGCCCCACAGACACCUGGCACUUUACAAGAGGGUUGGCCGCACCGUCUCCGGUUGAAGUGAGCCCCUUCUGUGCCUGUAUGACCUCAACCCCGUGGGGAGAUGCAUUCAGGGUGUAUUUGAGGUCUGAUUCAAAGUUCUGGGGCAUUAGGCAUAAGAGAGCUGGCUUCGAUGCUGUUGGGGAGAAUUC
Molecule: messenger RNA, 1344 nt
Organism: Sus scrofa (pig)
Lineage: Eukaryota; Metazoa; Chordata; Mammalia; Artiodactyla; Suidae
Source: RefSeq